AUGUUGCUGUUGCCUUUUACAAAUUUCAUCUUCGUCCCCAGGCAAGGCUUUGGUCAGCCUGGGUUUGGUCAGCAAGCUGGUCAAGACGGACAAGGCGGACAAGGCGGUCAGCCAUUCGGUCAAGGUGGUCAGCAAGGUGGCAAUGCCAAGGGCCAGUUUCCUGGAGAAAGUCAAGGAAAGUCUGGAGGAAAAGGCAGCGGAUUCGGAGCCAAUGCGGGGACUUCUGAUCGAAGCAGCAAGGGAAGUGGAAAGUCAGCAGGGAAGAAGCAAGAAUCCAAUGAGAUGACUUUGGACCAGUACCAAGCUGAGCAAAAGAGAAAGGCGGCUGAAAGGAAGGAAAAACAGCUGAAACAGCAGGAAGAGGCAAGAGCUGCCGCAAAAGCACGAGCAGCUGCCUUCGAGCGUGGAGAGCUGCCAGCCGAGGCAGAUGCACCCGCACUUGCACCUACAACGACAGCGAAAGAAGUGAAGAAAGAAGCUCCGGAAGCUCCGAAAGAAGGAACCAAAGUGAAAGAAGUGAAAGAAGUUUCGAAACCGAAGCCACAAGAUGAACCUGAGGAUUGGGAAGCUGAGGCAGAGAAGGAAGAAAGCAAAGAGGUGAAAGCAAAAGAAGCACCACCACCCAAGGUUGAGGAGAAGGUUGAGCCCAAAGUAGAACCUAAAGAAAAAAAGUCAGAGGCCCCACCCGCCCCACCGGCCCAAGCUGAAGCAGAACCAGAAGAGGAAGAAGAGGAAGUCAAACCAGAUGCUGGAAAGGAUUCAGACAAAAAGAUUCCAGAUCCCAGGCCGCAUCUCAACGUCGUUUUCAUUGGCCAUGUAGAUGCAGGCAAAUCAACCACCUGUGGAAACAUCUUGUUUUUGUGUGGCAUGGUCGAUGACCGUACUAUUGAGAAGUACAAGCAGGAAGCCGCAGGAAAAGCAGGAGAAAGUUGGUUCCUCGCCUUCAUCAUGGACACCAGUGAAGAAGAGAAAGUGAAGGGUAAAACGGUCGAAGUUGGGCGGGCAGCUUUUGAGACUCAGAACCGGCGCUUCACAAUUCUGGAUGCCCCCGGUCACAAGUCCUAUGUGCCAAACAUGAUUGCUGGUGCAUCAGCAGCUGAUGUUGGUGUCCUGCUCAUCUCCGCAAGAAAAGGUGAGUUUGAGACGGGUUUUGAGAAAGGAGGGCAGACUUGUGAACAUGCACUUCUUGCCAAGACACUAGGAGUGGACAAGCUAGUGUGCGCAGUCAACAAAAUGGACGACCCUACAGUCCAAUGGGAUGAAAAAAGGUACAAUGAGAUUGUUAAGAAGAUCGGCGCGUUCUUGAAAAAGAGCGGCUACAAGGAUGACCAAGUCAUUUUCUUGCCAAUGUCUGGCUUGAUGGGUGACAACAUCAAAGACAGAAAAGGCACACCUUCCUGGUAUCAAGGGCAAACCUUGCUUGACGCCUUGGACGGCAUCACUGUGAGUCGCAAAGCUGAGGGGCCAGUCAGAAUCCCUAUGAUGGAAGGCUACAAAGACAUGGGUGCAGUCACAGCAAUUGGGAAAGUUGAGCAAGGCACAGUGAAACCGGGCAUGAAAUGCAUUGUGAUGCCAACCUACAACAAGUGCACCGUGGCUUCCGUCUUCAUCAAUGAUGUUGACAUGCAGUAUGCAACAUGUGGCGAAAAUGUGACACUGAAGAUGACCAACAUUAGCGAUGAAGAGCUGAAGAAGGGUUACGUCCUGUGCUUCCAGAACCAGCCCAUACCCGUCGUUACAAAGUUCAAGGCCCAAAUCCAUCUCAUUGAGUUGGGCCCUGAUAGACCGGUGAUGACUUCAGGAUAUGUCGCAGUCAUGCAUGCGCACACUGCAAGUGAGGAGUGUGAGAUUUUGAAGCUCUAUGAAACGAUGGUCAUUCAGACAAAGAAAAAAGAGAAGAACCCGCAGUUUGCGAGACCAGAUUCGGUCGUUGUUUGCAGCAUCAAGCUUGCAAGACCGACUGCGCUGGACACGUUCCAGUCUUCGCAGCAGCUGGGCCGCUUCACUCUCCGAGUGGAUGGGAGGACGAUUGCCAUCGGAAAGAUCACAGAACUGCCCAAGUCAGCUGGUGAGAAUGCCUAAGUCAUUUUAUGCUCUCCAGAGUGAGUAGGCUGUGAUAAAAUUGGAAAUUGAAUCAGGCUGUCUGCAAUAUUGCGGCAGAAAAUAGAUAGCAGCCAGACUGCUUUCAAUGCUUCAGUUUGUCAGGCACAAGCGAGUGUCUUUCCUUUC
Molecule: messenger RNA, 2229 nt
Organism: Cladocopium goreaui
Lineage: Eukaryota; Dinophyceae; Suessiales; Symbiodiniaceae
Source: the annotation of a GenBank genome assembly